This is a messenger RNA of Paramecium sonneborni, 1814 nucleotides long. Lineage: Eukaryota; Ciliophora; Oligohymenophorea; Peniculida; Parameciidae. The record is from the annotation of a GenBank genome assembly.
AUGUCAACUUCAAAAUCAAUUAUUGAUGAAACUUACAUUAAUGUUCAUUUAAAAGGAGGUAAUCUUCAUUCUGAAUUACUACAUAUUGAAGCCUCAUUUAAUAAAGGUAAUACUUAUAAUUUAAUCUAGGAUAAUUUAAGGGAUAAUCAAUUCCAUUGAAAUGUUAAUGGUUUAAUAUUACUAAAGACAAAGACUUUGUAGAAAUAGAAGAUGUUUCAGGAUAAUUUUAUUAGCCUUGUAUUUUAGAUAUUGAUACUAAGUAAAAUCUUCUAUUUAUAAGAAUUAUGGUUUAAGCUAUACCAAUUUUAGACUUUGAGUAUAAUGGCAUGCCCUUAAUGGCUGAAACCAAUUUUUUGCAAGCUGAUUCUAAAAUUUUUGAUCUAGUAGUUUACUACAAUAAAAUUAGGUUAACUCAGCAUUUAAUGAAGGAGAGAUGUAAAUUAAUUGUAAAUUGGAAAAUAUUUAAGCUUAAGAUAAUCAAUCAUUUACAAAUCUUAAUUUUCCAUUAAUUUGCACUUUAAUUGCCAACGAAAAUGGAUUGAUAUUGAAAACUGAUUAAAAUAAGAUUAUUGUUAAUAUUGACAAAUACGAACUUAAGAUUAUUAAAAAAAAUAAUAAUUAGAUUGAAAUAUUCAAUUCAAAUAUUAAACUAUUAGCAGCUGUAACAAAUAAUAUGGUUCGUGAUGCAAUUUUUCAAUUUAGCAAAACAUUAAAAUUAAAAAAAAACCAUUUAAGUGAUACAGCAUAAUUAUAUGCAAUCAUCUCUGAUUAAGAAUAAAAGUUAACUUAUAAAGAAAAUGAAAUUUCAUAAUUAUAAGAUAUUAAAUUGAAAUUAACUAAAAAUCUGAAUGAACUUUAAUAAUAAUACAAUAUAAAUAUCAAAAAAAUAGAAUAGAUUGAUAAAUAAUUGGUGUAAUAGAAUUUAUAAAUUUAGAAUAAAGACAAGGAAAUUUAAAAUUUAAAAUAAUAAAUUGAUAAAUUGGAUGGAAAAACAUAAAUAUAUAUUUAAGAAAUAAAGGUUUUAAAAAGCUAAGUAAUAUUAUUAGAAAAUACAAAUAAAAAAUUCUAACAAGAGAUAGAUGACUUAAAAAAAAAUUAACACUAAAAUUAGGAUGAAAUAAGAGAAAUGUUUUAUAAAGAAAAGUUGGAUAGCUUAAAAUAAUAAAAUGAUGUAUUAAAUUAGUAUAUUUAGAGAAAUGCCAAAAGGAAAAUUAAUAAUGGCAAUUAAUUAAUGAUUAAUUAAUGAAGGAGAUAAAGAAACUUGAAAAUAACAAUAAUUUUUAUUAAGAAGAGAGAGAAUUAGUUUAGAAUGAAUUGAAUAGUUUAAAAAAAAAAUAUGAAAGUUUAUUAUAGGAAAUUGAAUUGAAUUAAAAGAAAGAGAAAUCAGAUAUAUCUUCCGAAGUAAUUGUUUAAUUCUAAAUUUUUAGAAUGAUGUUCAAUCUAAUAAAUAAUCUGAAAUUAUUAUUUGCAAUAAUGUUGUUUAAAAUAAUAUUGGUUAAUAGGAUGAAGUAAAAAGGUUAAAAACAACAAUAAAUAAUUUAGAAACUAAAAUUAAGAAGUAAAAAUAAUUUAAAAUUUAAGUAUGAAAUGCGAUUAUGAAUAAGAAAUGCUGAAAUUAACAAGUAAACAUUUUUUGAAGAGCAAUAUUUCUUAAGAAAUAUAGGUUUUGUAAAAAUUGGUAAUUAUGAAGUAUUAUUUUAGGCUAAUUCUUUGGCUGAAAGUUUAUCUGAUAAAGAAUAAGCUUUAUAAACUUAGAGAAAUAUUAAUCGAGAAUUACUGAAUAAAAUAUCUGAAUUUAAAAAGUGAUGAGUGGA